CACCGCUCUGCACUACCCUACCAGAUUUGAGAGAGAGAGAGAGAGAGCCGCAAGAAAGAGAGAGAGAUAAAGAAAAAUAUAAAGAGAGAUAAAGAGAGAGUGUGAUAAAGAGAGAAAUAUAGAAAGAGAUAAAGAGAGAGAGAGAGAGCUGCUGAAAGAAAGAGUAGCAAAAGAGGACAGAGAGAGGGAACUACAAAGCCAAAUCAGGUGAGAGAGUAAAAAAUACAGGACAGACAAGAGGAGAACAGAAGGAGUGUUUUCCUGUGAGGCCUAUCUCAAUGUUCUUGUUUUUUAAGCAUUCUCAACAGAUCUAGAGACUAGAUGACCAGGCUUUACACACGGCAGUGUCCUGUCCUGGAACUCUGACUGGAGUGGACACACACACUCAUACACGCACUCCCUCUCUCGCACACAUACCUGCAUACACAGAGGGUAGACAUUCUCCAUCACUGUCUGCAACCCCCCCUCCCCCUCGAUUGGACCAUGUCCACAUCCUCGUCUGGAUCGACCAACCACAACAAGCGUCAGUCAUUGGAGACAGACAACUCUCAGAUUGUGUUGGACAAUGACUCAGCCCAGCAUCUGAAGCUGAGGGAGAGACAGCGCUUCUUUGAGGAGGUAUAUCAGCACGAUAUGGACAUCCUCCUGUCCUCGGCUCACCUGCACAUUGACAGCAGGAAACCUCCCAUGGGCAGUAUCUCCUCUAUGGAGGUGAACGUGGACAUGCUGGAGCAGAUGGACCUCAUGGACAUCUCUGACCAGGAAGCUCUGGAUGUGUUCCUCAACUCUGGGGCCAACAACAGCCCACUGGCCUCCCCUUUACCAGAGGUAGACGAUGAAGAGGAAGAUGAGGAAGACGAGAGUAAAGAAGUUGUCUACAGGGAGCGUGUGCCAACUUGCGACAUUCGCCGGGGGUCAAAAUCUCGCAUGUCAUCCACCUCUUCCGGUUCCAGUGACACCAGCGGGGGCGGGACCGACAACCAUGUGGUCCAAUCAGAUGAUGAGGAGGUGCACGCAGACACCCUGUUGCUGACCUCCGUGCCUCGAACAAAAGAUGAAGAGGCAGAGGAAGAAGAUGGAGAAGUGAGGCCUGUCCGCUCCGUUGUCAUAGAGACACAAGCCACUUGCUGUUCUGACUGUUGUCAAUGACAACAAUGAGAUGGUAAACAGACUAACUCGGAGAUCCAUACAUAUACAGUACCAUCACUUCCUCUUUACAUGUUACUGACGCCCCUGGAAUUCCUUGUGGGAAACCCCUAGCAUGGACAACCCUUGUUAUUCUUUGGUGUGUUGUUAUGGGUCAACCCACUGGGCACAGACACCAUUUAAACGUCAAAUGUUUAUUUACAUUUGGUUGAAAUGUCAACUAAUGUGAAUUCAGCAUGAAAUAAACAAAAAAUGUCACCAUGUCAUGUGAUUUAGGUUAAAAGUUGGGUGAAAGAAAGACUAAAUUCCCUUACGUUGAAGACUUUUUGCAAAUCAAAUCAGUUUUCCACAUUUGAUUCAUUGUCAUCAGAUUGCAAUUUUUGGGUUGAAAUUAUGUGGAAACAACAUUGACGCAACCAGUUUUUGCCCAGUGGGAAUUGAUUCUCUGCGUAACUAUGAAACUACUUAUUGAUGACUCCUCAUUGUUUCUACUUAGUACUAUUAUAAGGAACAUUCAGUUCUCACUGUUUUUUCUUCUGUUGCUUCAGAGCACUAUACGUGUAUUGUGUUCAACCAUUAUCAAGGUGCCAAUAUUGUGUUCUCCAUAUUUAUCAUACACAGAAUAUCAUUGUUUGAGGGAGGAAUGUCCAGAUAGAUGUCUGUCUCACAUAAGAACCUGUGAACAACUACUUUAGUGAGAAUAAAUUCUAGAUCCAAUCCUAUCCAUUCAUUAAUGCUGCUAUAUAAACACUGAAUUCUAACAUGACUCUUUGCUGCAUGAUUUGGAACAGUUAGUAAGGGAAGUCUCAAGCGGUUUGGUUUCAUUUGUUCUCAGUCAAGGUAUUUACCUCCCUUUAUGUGACCGUUGACAGAGGAUCCAACAUGUAGUAACAUAACACAGUCACACACACACACACACACACACACACACACACACACACACACACACACACACACACACACACACACACACACACACACACACACACACACACACACACACACUAGUCUACAUUAGCAUACUGGAUUCUCUUCUUUGGUUUCUGCUAUUGCUAUUCCCUCCAGCUCAGGACACCUUGACCACGGCCAUUUCAAAUCAUUAAGUCAGUUAUCUACAGUAGCUACAUACAUUUUUUUACUUAUAAGUUAAUGACAUGUACCCAUUGAUUCUUGAAGAACUUAUACAUGCCUCAUGAGCUUAGCUCAACUGUCGUACCCCAUCAGAGCCCAAAAUGUAAGCUUGUUUACUUUGUGAACAAAGUAAACGUAAACAAUUUCUCCAGACCCAUACCUCAGCUUGCCCCUUUAAGAGGGUCAGAAAGAUUUAAGAGUGGUAUUUAGAAGUACAAUCAUCCCUGUGUGGCAUUCCCCUAUGUCAGAAUGAGUUAAGGCAAUGUCUCACCAGAACAACACCUUGGUAUUGGUAAAGGCCUUGGUCUCAUUCAGACAAUACCAGCCAGUUACAGGAAAUUCACGACACUAGCUACUAGACUAGGGAGGCGUAACCAUACCCAGACUUUUGUUUCUGCUUGGUUGGAGCAAAAUCCUGCACCCACACCUGCCAUCACAAGGUAAGAUUUCCCACAGUUUUAAUUUAGUACAUACUGAUGUUUUAACUGUAAAAGAAAAGUAGAGAGCAGGAGUGAGCCACACAGUCCCCAGCCUCAUGUUGUCUGGUUAUACUCAUCUCAUCUGAGUACCAUGAAAUCGUUGGCUGGCCCUCGCUUCAUACUCGUCGCCAAACCCACUGGCUCCAUGUCAUCUACAAUACCUUGCUAGGUAAAGUCCCCCCUUAUCUCAGCUCGCUGGUCACCAUAGCAUCUCCCACCUGUAGCACGCGCUCCAGCAGGUAUAUCUCUCUAGUCACCCCCAAAACCAAUUCUUUCUUUGGCCGCCUCUCCUUCCAGUUCUCUGCUGCCAAUGACUGGAACGAACUACAAAAAUCUCUGAAACUGGAAACACUUAUCUCCCUCACUAGCUUUAAGCACCAGCUGUCAGAGCAGCUCACAGAUUACUGCACCUGUACAUAGCCCACCUAUAAUUUAGCCCAAACAACUACCUCUUUCCCCACUGUAUUUUAUUUAUUUAUUUAUUUUGCUCCUUUGCACCCCAUUAUUUUUAUUUCUACUUUGCACAUUCUUCCAUUGCAAAACUACCAUUCCAGUGUUUUACUUGCUAUAUUGUAUUUACUUUGCCACCAUGGCCUUUUUUGCCUUUACCUCCCUUCUCUCCUCAUUUGCUCACAUUGUAUAUAGACUUGUUUAUACUGUAUUAUUGACUGUAUGUUUGUUUUACUCCAUGUGUAACUCUGUGUCGUUGUAUGUGUCGAACUGCUUUGCUUUAUCUUGGCCAGGUCGCAAUUGUAAAUGAGAACUUGUUCUCAACUUGCCUACCUGGUUAAAUAAAGGUGGAAAAAAAAUGCAUGCCACAUUGUAAAUGCACUGUAUGUUCUGAUCAUCUGCUAUGAGGUGUAUCAUUUCCAGUUUUUUUCCUGGCACUUCAGAUAAAAUUGUAUGCCUAUCUAUGCAUGAAGCAAGUCUUGUGAGGACAAACAGGGCGUCUUUCCUCCCUGUAGCCUCCUAUUGAGCUGAAUGUUGAGGGUUGGAUAUGUAGACACUGUAGAAACUUGGCACACAAAGUGGUUUAUGCCAGUUUUUCGGGUGUUAGAGUAUAUCAACAAGCUGGAAUGGUUUGUGUAUGUGGGUGGGUGUGUGCCUGGGUGUGUGUGCAUGUGUUCAUUGCAAAAGAACAGUAGAGAGCAGCCUCAUGUUGUCUGGUUGUACUCCUCAUCGGAGUACCAUGAAUGUGACUGUGUUUGUGAGUGUACAUGUGCUUUCUGGUUUUAUAAUGGUCCUUUUUUUGACAGUGGAAAACAUAGUUAUGUGUAUAAUUUCCCUCUCUCUAUGAGCUCCCAAUCAAGGUAAAGAAUAAAAUGAAUACAAUUGCCAAACAAAUACAAUAUAUUUUCUUUUUUUUAGAGUGCCAU
Messenger RNA from Oncorhynchus nerka (sockeye salmon), 4132 nucleotides. Its product is annotated as dysbindin-like. Bases 484 to 1149 code for a protein of 221 amino acids. Gene Ontology annotation, biological process: negative regulation of protein kinase activity. Gene Ontology annotation, cellular component: cytoplasm. NCBI's taxonomy places the organism in Eukaryota, Metazoa, Chordata, Actinopteri, Salmoniformes, Salmonidae. The transcript is spliced from 4 exons. The record is from RefSeq and is a predicted model, not a curated record.